Messenger RNA from Aspergillus steynii IBT 23096, 1030 nucleotides. RefSeq lists its product as uncharacterized. The record is from RefSeq and is a predicted model, not a curated record. Lineage: Eukaryota; Fungi; Ascomycota; Eurotiomycetes; Eurotiales; Aspergillaceae. The transcript is spliced from 3 exons. The coding region runs from base 107 to 742 and encodes 211 amino acids.
UCGGCCAACACCGUCCACAUCGCUUCCCGACAUUCGCCUCGCAACCCAGGGAAGAAAAGGAAAGCAGGCAGGUAGGAAGAAAAAACGAAGGAACGAAACCCCGAAAAUGGGCCUUCUUUCGUCCACAACCCUGAUCAAAGGGCAUGCAUUCUUCCUCUUCGUUCUCGCCGUGUAUCUGACGAGGUCUCCGGAUGUCGUCACGGAGUCGGAUGUAGUGUUCAUGCUGGGCGAAGUCUUGCAGAUCGAUGCAGCCCCGUCGCUCUCGCGCCCCCAAUCGCCCUUUGCGCUAUGUGGCAUCCUCCUCGUGGCCGACGCCCUGGUUGAUCUCGUCCUGGUCACCAAAAUCCCCCAGAUGAAUGAAGUGAUUGCCAUGGCCGCGGCCGCUCGAUCCCAGUCCCCCGUUCCCGUCGCAGGGGCUUUGCGAAUGAAUCCUUUCCUGGCCCGCCUCGCCUCUCUCUACUCCGAAAUUUGGACGUUGCUCUCCGCCUCGCGCUUCUGUCUCUUCUUCGCCAUAUCAUUCUUUAUUUAUCAGAGCAAACCGUCGGCUUGGGGGGUGGACGACACCCGAUCCGCCCUGGGGUAUGGGGCUGCGCAAGAAGCGGCUUCCGGCCUUGAUCAGCUGAAAAAUCGGGUGAUCUUCACCUAUGGGUUUAUGGAAAUGAUGUUUUGGCUUUGGAUAUAUCUCACACUUCGCGAAGAGCGGCAAGAGGUCGCCACCCGCAUUGCAGAGCGAGACCAGUAGUUGGGGGUUCUUAAGUCUCUGGUAAUCGACUGUACUGGAUAGGAGAGGGGGGUUUUAGAAGAUAUAAGUUGAGCUAUCUGGAGCUAUGCGCCAUAGAAACUUCGGAGAUUAUUUCUUUUGUGCUCCUACCCCUCUCAUUCUGGUUUUUUUUUUUUUAUCCUUUCAUUUUCCCCAUCCAUAGAUUCGUCCCUGUGGUCGAGCCUUCACUCGGCCCACGCGUAACCGCGACCACCAAAUUAUUACAUAUCAAAGGAGAUCAACUGCUGACAAUAAAAGAAAAGAGCAACU